UUUUUUGUUUUGUUUUGUUAUUAGAUUCUUGAGAGAAAAAAGAAUAUUAAAGAAUUGUGCGAAACAAAUUCUCUUUAUUUAAAAAAAUCAAUAUUUGGAAUCAAUUUUCAGAGAAAAAAAAAUUCAAAAAAGAUUGAAUUUCUGUUUCUGUUGUUGUUUUCUCGAUCUGAAUCGAAAGAUAAUCAUCUCGGUUGAUUUUUUUUGUGUUCGAAUGGCGACUCGAUCUUUGUUGUUGUUAUUCAACUGGCUUCUUAACUGUGUAACAAAUUGAAAACAUUCAAUGGAUACAUUUUAGGUUAUUUUUUUGUUGUUUGUUACGAAUCCAAAUCUUCAUUUCAUUUAGAUGUAUUAAUCAUGAAUAAUCAUAACAAACAAUUAUCAUCAUCAUCAUCAAUGAUGAUGAUGAUACCCAAUAAUAAAGAUGUACAUUUAUUACAUCGUUUAAAUUCAAAUAUGACCAAUUUGAUUACUAAUAAUCAUGAUAUAUUUAUUGAUGAUUUACAUAUUUGUAAAGUUAUUCUUUAUAAAGAAAUCAACGAUACAAGCAUUCAUAUAUGGGACCUGAUUAUAUUUAUUCCAAAUAUUCUAUUUCUUUUAUAUCUAAUAUGGCAUUCACAAUCGGCUAAAGAUCGUGUACGACAAUUGAAAAAUUUUCCAAUAUUAAGAAAUUUCUAUAUAUUUAUUUAUUUAUGUGUUAUUAUUUCAAUGAUACGUUGUAUUAUUUCAUCAUUGAUGAAAGUUCAUACAUUUGGUGGUGAUCUUACCGAUAAGAUAUUCUGGGUGAUUGUACGAUUUUUUCUUCUUUCAACAGAAAUAUCUGUACUUGUAUUUGGUUUAUUUGCCGGCCAUCUUGAUGUUCGACAAUCAAUACGACGUAUAUUGACAAUAACAUUAAUUAUAUCAUUAGUUUAUUCAAUAUGUCAAGGUUCAUUUGAAAUUAUUUCACCUGAUGCAUCAUUCUAUAUACAUUCAAAAUCAUAUUAUUUAUUUGGUCAUGGUGGUAUGAUAUUCUGGUUUGGUACUUGUUUUCUUUCAUUUUUUAUUUAUUUAAUUGUUGUAUUGUUACCAUGGUCACCAUGUCGUCAUCGUCUUUUAUUACCAACAAAAAGAUCAUUCUAUUUUUAUGCAGCAACAUUAUCAUCGCUCAAUUUAAUACAAGCAAUUGGUGCAUUAUUAUUCUUUUUGAAUGUUGCUGAAGGAUUAUGUAUUGUUGAUGCAACAACAUAUUUAUAUUUUACCUUCUUCACACCAUUGGUUUAUUUCAUAUUUUUAUCACCAUUUUUAGCUGCCGGUACAACAAAUUCGGUUGCAUCAGCAUUAGUAACAACAACUGUUGGUGUUGAAUCUACACAUAAUCCUAAUCGUCCAAUUGUACCAUUAACACGUCCAACAAAUCUAUUUAAUUCGGGUGUUCGUGGUGCUGUUAAUUUUUCUUAUCGACCACAAAUUGAUGAUGAAAUUGAAAAUGAAGAUGAAUUUGCCAGUAGUAUUGGUAGUUUUACCGGUGGUGGAUUACAUUUUGAUCAUUAUGGUCCAUAUGCUUAUAAUCAACAACAACAACAAGGUCGCCAUGGAUAUCUAAAUUAUAGCGGUAGUAUUGGCAGUGGAGGAAUACCAAGAGAUUUUUCUUCAUUCUCAAUGCAAACAGCAAUCAGUACAAAUUCAAAUGAUCUUUUAGAAAAUCAAAAUAUUGAUCUUAAUCGAUCUGGAAAAAAAUCCAAUACAAAUCUACGAAUUGGUGAUAAACAAUCGAAUAAUGGAAAUGAUGAUUCCGAAAUGACCAAUGCCAAAGAUCAUUUAUUAGAAUCUCAUAUGCUUAAAGAACAAAAAUCUAGAUCAACAACAACAAAUGAUAAUCAAUGUGAUGAAAAAAUGCAAUCCGAAAAUAUUUUAGAAUCCAUCGAACAUUAAAUAACUAAUUAUUAAUUGCAAAAUUCUUUUGAAACAAAACGAAAAAAGAAAUUUAAUUUUUUUUGUA
Messenger RNA from Dermatophagoides pteronyssinus (European house dust mite), 1978 nucleotides. Its product is annotated as transmembrane protein adipocyte-associated 1-like. Lineage: Eukaryota; Metazoa; Arthropoda; Arachnida; Sarcoptiformes; Pyroglyphidae. The record is from RefSeq and is a predicted model, not a curated record. Gene Ontology annotation, molecular function: G protein-coupled receptor activity. Gene Ontology annotation, cellular component: plasma membrane. Gene Ontology annotation, biological process: G protein-coupled receptor signaling pathway.